Messenger RNA from Bombus terrestris (buff-tailed bumblebee), 4590 nucleotides. RefSeq names its product putative ATP-dependent RNA helicase Pl10 (gene bel). Lineage: Eukaryota; Metazoa; Arthropoda; Insecta; Hymenoptera; Apidae. Bases 414 to 2516 code for a protein of 700 amino acids. The transcript has 8 exons. Gene Ontology annotation, biological process: cell differentiation; gamete generation. Gene Ontology annotation, cellular component: nucleus; P granule. Gene Ontology annotation, molecular function: ATP binding; RNA binding; RNA helicase activity. The record is from RefSeq and is a predicted model, not a curated record.
GUUCCAAACUUUAAUACGCUAGAGUAGUGGGAAUGGUAAACAAACAGAAAAUUGUCCAGCAAAGUCUGCUCUUUUAGUUGCGUCGAUAUCCGGCGGAUAUUAGUCGUCAGCCAUUUUGCUAGCGAUAUUUCGGCGCUCGGCCAUUUUUGUUGCGUCGACGUCAAGUGUGGCCAGAGGCCUUUCAUCGUAGCCAGUAUUCGAAUUUUCUUUGUAUCGAAAUAUCGACAGGCAGAAACUGUAACUCUAAAUACUUGACUUAGUCGACAAGUUUCGUUUUUAGCUCAUCAAGAAACGAAAGGAAAGAAAAACGGAACGAACAAUUGAAAUUUUUUGCUUAGUGAUUGUCUAGGUGAGAAAUAGCUAAAGAGCUUCUGCGGCAGAGCCACGAAAAAUACGCACCGAGGCGGAGUAAUAUGAGUAAUGCAGCCAACCAGAAUGGAUCAGGUCUAGAGCAGCAGUUAGCUGGUCUGGACUUGCAGGGCUCCCGCCAACCGAGUGGGGGUCGCUACGUAGCACCGCAUUUGCGAAAUAAAUCUGGAAGUAACGCGCCUUCUGGCGGUGAUCACCAUUUUUCUUCCAACUCAAGACCAUAUUCCGAUAGAGAUAGAGGAAGAGAUCGCGAUCGUGAAAGGGAAAGGGAUAGAGAUCGUGAUAGGGGAAGAGGUGGUUCAGCCUACAGAGAUACACGCCCUCGUGAUGUCGAUUUUGGAAAUUUCGGGAAUUUUGGUGGGCGCAACAGACGUAGUGCCAAUCAAGAAAAUGGAAGAGAUUAUAGAUAUGGCAAUUCUGACCGUGACCGAGAGCGAGAUCGCCAAAUUAAUUCUGGAAAUGAUCGUUGGCAGGAUCAACCUAGAAACGAUCGCUGGCAAGACAGCAGAAACGAUCACAGAAUGGGUGGUAGAUGGAAGGACGAUAGAGAGGGAGGUAGAACAAACUCUGAAAUCGACUGGACAAUUCCCACUUCCAGAGAUGAGCGAUUGGAGGUGGAGUUAUUUGGUACUGGCAAUACUGGCAUUAACUUUAGUAAAUAUGAGGAUAUCCCAGUUGAGGCUACCGGGGAUAACAUACCUCCACACAUCACAUCUUUUGACGAAGUUAAGCUGACGGAGAUAAUAAAGAAUAGCAUUACUUUGGCUGGUUAUGAUAAACCCACGCCAGUACAGAAAUAUGCGAUACCGAUUAUUAUCGGGCGCCGUGAUGUUAUGGCCUGUGCCCAAACGGGGUCUGGUAAAACAGCGGCCUUUUUAGUGCCAAUAUUAAAUCAGAUUUAUGAAAGCGGGCCACGUGCACCUCCGGCCAAUACUUCUGGAAAGCGUAAACAUUUCCCUCUUGGUCUAGUACUAGCACCUACAAGAGAGCUUGCCACGCAAAUAUAUGACGAGGCGCGGAAAUUCGCAUAUAGAUCACGUAUGCGUCCUGCUGUUGUUUAUGGUGGUUCGAACAUUGUAGAUCAAAUGCGAGAAUUAGAUCGUGGUUGUCAUCUUCUUGUUGCAACACCUGGUCGCCUUGUAGAUAUGUUAGGACGAGGUAAAAUUGGGUUGCAUAAUUGCCGAUAUUUAGUAUUGGACGAAGCAGAUCGUAUGUUGGAUAUGGGUUUCGAGCCACAAAUAAGACGUAUAGUUCAGGAGGACACAAUGCCUCCUACUGGGGAAAGGCAAACACUUAUGUUUUCAGCUACGUUUCCGAAAGAAAUUCAAAUGUUAGCAAGAGACUUCCUCAGUAACUAUAUCUUUUUAGCUGUAGGCCGUGUUGGUUCUACAUCUGAAAAUAUUACUCAGAAAAUCGUAUGGGUGGAAGAACAUGAUAAGCGUUCUUAUUUGCUUGACCUUCUUCAAGCUGGCAACUACUCAGAUUCUUCUGCUGAGUCAUUGACUCUAGUAUUUGUGGAAACAAAGAAAGGUGCAGAUAUGUUGGAAGAAUAUUUACAUCAAAUGGGAUAUCCGGUGACUAGCAUUCAUGGUGAUCGAACACAACGUGAACGGGAAGAGGCUUUGCGUCGCUUCCGAGCUGGUAAAGCACCAAUACUUGUCGCUACCGCUGUUGCUGCCCGUGGGCUUGAUAUUCCACAUGUGAAGCACGUAAUCAACUUCGAUUUACCGGGAGAUGUUGAAGAAUACGUUCAUCGAAUUGGCCGUACUGGUCGUAUGGGAAAUUUAGGUUUAGCAACGUCAUUCUUCAACAGCAAGAAUAUUAACUUGGUGCGCGAUUUGGUGUCUCUCCUAAUCGAAGCUAAUCAGGAACUCCCACCUUGGUUAGACGAUAUGUUCUCUGAAGCAAGAUAUUCUGGAGGUGGAUCUCGUCGGCCUGGGAGUACUAAAAGCCGAUUUAGCGGCGGGUUUGGUGCUAGAGAUUAUCGUCAAACACCAAGUUCCGGAUCUGCCCGUAAUAACGGUUCCUCCAAUAGGCCUGGCAGUUACGGAGGAAGUUACGGCAAUUACGGAGGUAACUAUAACAGCCCGUAUAAUAGUUCUGCUAACAAUGUCAGCGGUAAUGAUCCUGAUUGGUGGGACAAGUAAAAAUCAUUAUCGCCAUUUCUAUUUUCACUUUUACCAUUAUUACUAUCUGUACACGUAAAUUCAAAUAUAUGUAAGAAAGACACGUACGACAUACACAUCGGGUACAACACGCACGUAUUUGCGCGCGUAUACGUAUAUACAAGAAAAGACAGUAUCACGUAUAAACAAAUCACAUUCGCUGACUGCCUGUGCACUACAAUUUUCAAACUAAAAGGAAAAAAAAUAAUUGUGUUUAUUCAAUUCCAUAAAUACUUUUAUUCGCGUGCGACGAAACACGAUUGACAAAUCCAGAAUGCAAUCUUCAGCAUUAAGAACUGUGAAAGGAAUUCAUCGUACGAUACCAAAGAUGAUGAAUUCAUUUUGUAGGGAAAGAGUUAUCAGGAUUUGUCAGCUAUUGGAGAGAAAUGUAGGAUCCAUGCAAAGUUUCGUUGCCGUGCGUGUUGAACAACACAAAUAGUAUAUUGAAUUAAUGAAUCAAAUCGAACAGUCGUUAAUGCCUAGCUACGGUAUAACGAUGUGACGCGUAGUAGGUGAAGAAACUUAGUGAAAUUUUUUAGAACUCCUGUCGAGACUAUGGGGCUCAUUGUGGCUUCAUUAUUAAAAUUUUUGAAGGACGUGGUGGGCGUAUCUUCGAGAAUCGUGUGGCGUCUAGAUUCGUGUAAUCAUAGAGCUUUAAAUGCACAAGUGCUUUAUUAUUCUCGCCUGAAUGGCCAGUACCUUGUGUAAUUUAAUUUAAUACCAGUGGCGCCAUUUUCCUCCUUACUUCGUUUUUAACGCACCUAUAUUUGACUAGGCGCCUACGAUACGCCAUAUCGCCAUCGCCAUAGAUUUCGUCACGAUUCCUGUUUUAAAUUUACUAUAGUCCAGCGACGAAUGGUACUUUGUUGUUUUGCCGUCCCCAGACACAGACGACGUUGCGCCGGCGAUAUCAUGGUUUAAUCGACUAAAUCGCGUUAAGUGUUCAGUAGUCGAGAGCUUUGAUGUUAUGAAAGGGACACACAGGCUACGUCUUAAGGUACUUUUAGAAAUCUCGUUUAUAUUUCUGUCACGUCCUGUUAAUAUAUAAGUAAGUUUAAAAGUCUGAUGCUGUAAACUUCUUGCUUCUGUAACUCUUUUAAUUCAAAGAGUUAUUUUAUUUAAAAGUUGGGUCAUUGUAUUUAGAGUAGGCUGAACAUUUUCAGCAAACGUCAGGUAUAUUUGUACCUGAAUUUUAACGUACUCUAAUUAAAAUUUCUAAACGUAACAAAGACGUUGUCCUGUAAAAUUGGUGCGGUGGUCAAAAUCUUAGAUCGCAAUACUGAAUGCGAGUGCUCUAGAACGAGAAAGCUUACAAAAAAAAAAAAAAAAAAAGAAAAAAGAGAAAAAAGAAAGAAAAAAAAAGAACACAAAAAAGAAAAAACGGGUAAAAAUAUACGGUUGCAGUUACAGAAGGGAACUUCAAAAGAGAUAAGAACAAAGAGCAAAUAUACAUUACGUUGUUUGUUGGCUCAACCUUACAAGACAAAAGGGGGUAAAAAAGGAAGAAAAAUAUACAAAAAGCAGGCCCUUUGAAAAUAAGGAUGCAUAAAGGCGCACUCAUAUUUUAUAACUGUAUUUAUCAGUACGCUAUAUAUAUAUAUAUAUAUAUAUACAUACUAAGUAAUAUUCGUAAAUACAUAAACAUUAAAAUAAUUGAAAAACGACUGUGAUACCGAACGAUCUUGUGACAUUCAAUUUCCAUGCGAAUUGAUAAAUGAACAAUUUAACGAAAUACAAAUAUUAAAUGUAUUAAUUAAUCGGCAUUGAAUGUCUGGAAGGCAUGAGCUCAGUUGUUUGAGCAGAGGAUGGAAAUAUUAAGUCGUUAAAAGUGAAUAGAACAUCAAGAACAACGUGGCUGUUGUCCGAUCGGGGAGGGCUGAACGCUAGCCUCUUACAGUCCUAAAAACACGUUUUUGGGGCAUUGUUUCUACUUAAAAUAAACGCGCAUUAAUAAUAGAUAAUAACGGUGGAACGCGUCAUUACUGAUUGAUGAUGUUGGUAGGGCUUUGUAGAAUGUCGAUAUCUUUUGUGCAAACAUGUCGGAUUCUUACCUAAU